Messenger RNA from Sitophilus oryzae (rice weevil), 1188 nucleotides. RefSeq names its product probable serine/threonine-protein kinase cdc7. Bases 1 to 1188 code for a protein of 395 amino acids. NCBI's taxonomy places the organism in Eukaryota, Metazoa, Arthropoda, Insecta, Coleoptera, Curculionidae. The transcript has a single exon. The record is from RefSeq and is a predicted model, not a curated record.
AUGCCUUCUCAAUUUAAAACUGAAUAUUUGAGCUGCGUACCACAGUUUGAUGGCAACGCAAAUGAUUUAAACAGAUAUAUACAAGUUUGUGAUUCUUUGAUACUAAACUUUUACGACAGAGAAAAUCCACAAAAUUUUCAUAACACUUAUUUGUUGAAUUCUUUGAUUUCCAAAUUAACGGGAAAUGCCAAAUUAGUUGUAAACAUACAAAACUGCUCGACUUGGGAAGAGUUAAAGCAAACUUUAUUAAAUAAUUUUGGUGAUCAGAGAGACGAAAGUUGCUUGAAUCGUGAUCUGGUUAUGAUGAGACAACAACCGCAAGAAAAACCACAAAUUUUUUACGAUCGAGUUUUAAACAUUCUUAACCUUUUAUGUAGCUAUAUAGACGCACAUGAAAUUACCAAUGAAUCGAAAAUUUUAAAAAGAAAUCUAUACAAUAACCUAGCUUUAAGAACAUUUUUGUCAGGGUUAAAAGAACCACUAGCGACUACUAUUAGGUGCAUGAAACCUAACAGUUUAAACGAGGCAAUGCAAUUUGUUACACAAGAAAAUAACGUUAAUUAUUUCCAAAAUUUCUCCUAUCGUUCAAAUCAACCUCAAAAUAAUCAAAAUAAAAAUUUUGUUCAGCCAAAACAUUCUAAUUUUAAUAACCAAUUUAAUUCUAAUACAACCCCUAACAACUUUUUCCGGCAGCAGCCAAACUUUCCCUCACAGCCUAUAAAUAUUCAACCUAGACCUAAUCCGAAACCACAAAAAUUCUUUACUAAUUCUGAAGUAUUUAAACAACCCCAACCACAAAAAAAUGUCAACGUUUUUAAACCCAAUCCAAAUCAGACAUUCCCUAAACCAACUCCAAUGAGCGUUUCGACUAGAAACACCUCGCAUAAUUAUAGACAAUAUCAACCUCCUAUAAAAAACAUUUUCCAAGCCACAGGUCCUCGAAAUUUCAUCUCGGAAGAACUAUUUAAUACGGAAACAAAUAAUUCUGACCAAAUAAAUCAAAAUCAAUCUAUCGAUUAUAGCGAAAUACCUUCUACUAGUCACGAAUAUUUUGAACAACCUGAAAUGUUCGAACAAGACGAAAAUUAUACGGAAGAAAAUUAUUACGAGGAAAAUUUUUUCUACCCAGCCUCAAACCAAAGACCAAACUUAGAGCAAGAACCACCAAAAUAUAUUUUAACGCAGUAA